Molecule: messenger RNA, 3375 nt
Organism: Temnothorax curvispinosus
Lineage: Eukaryota; Metazoa; Arthropoda; Insecta; Hymenoptera; Formicidae
Gene: HisRS
Product: histidine--tRNA ligase, cytoplasmic
Exons: 6
Coding region: 103-1947 (614 amino acids)
Biological process (GO): mitochondrial translation; histidyl-tRNA aminoacylation
Cellular component (GO): cytoplasm; mitochondrion
Molecular function (GO): ATP binding; histidine-tRNA ligase activity
Source: RefSeq, a predicted model, not a curated record
AAAUCGCUCUCCCGCUCGCGCGAUUCGUUCCCCGGGGUUAUAAAGUAAUGCGCCGUCGAGGGGAACGCACGGAAUCGGGCCUGCGAGACACACCGCGCUGCGAUGCCCUACAUGCUGACGAUGGCUGACGAAAUACCGAGGGAUACGUUGCUGAAUCGCGUGAGGGAGCAGGGCGAGGUGGUGCGACGGCUGAAAGCCGCGAAGGCCGAUAACACGCAGGAAUACAGAGAGCAGUCUGAUAUAAAUGUUGAGUUAGAAAGCUUGAACGAUGAUCUUGCGGAUGUCAGCUACGUGUGCGGUUGGUGGCCAACGUCCAAGGACGCCGAACUGUACGACACGUUGCGCGUCGUCGUCCUUAACGACGAGCUUGCAAGGUGGCCGCAUCUGAACAGGUGGCACAUUAACAUGAAAAGCUUUACUCGGGAAGAGCGCCUGGCGUUUCCCGCUGUGGAAGCGCCGCUCGCUUCCCUGGCGGAAAAGCUCGAGCGGUUAAAGAGCACUCGCUAUAUUAGCAAAGAUACGCUAGACAAAAAGAUAGCGGAGGAAGUUGCCAAGUUGUUGGACCUGAAAGCACAAUUGGGAGAGGAGAAUGGUUGCUCUCACAAACUCAUCCUCAAAACGCCGAAAGGCACGAGGGAUUAUAAUCCGGAGCAAAUGGCGCUGCGACUGGGAGUGCUGGAGAAAAUAAUAUCAGUAUUCAAGCGUCACGGCGCUGAGACGAUAGAUACGCCUGUAUUCGAGCUGAAAGAUGUCUUAACGGGCAAAUACGGUGAAGACUCCAAGCUCAUCUAUGACCUGAAGGACCAGGGUGGUGAGAUCCUCGCACUUAGAUACGAUUUGACAGUUCCUUUCGCGAGGUAUCUGGCCAUGAGCAAGAUCUCUUCCAUUAAAAGAUAUCACAUUGCCAAGGUCUACCGGAGAGAUAACCCAGCUACGACGAAAGGCAGAUAUAGGGAAUUUUAUCAAUGUGAUUUCGAUAUCGCCGGCCAGUACGAUCCAAUGCUACCGGAUGUAGAGUGCAUCCGGGUUGUGUGCGAAGCGUUGGAAGUCUUGAACCUGGGACCCUACUUAAUUAAGCUGAAUCAUAGGUCUUUGCUGGAUGGCAUAUUCGCUGCGUGCGGCGUGCCGCAGAGUAAAUUCCGCAGUAUCUGUUCCGCCGUAGACAAGCUGGACAAGAGCCCGUGGGAAGAGGUGAAGAAAGAGAUGAUAGACGAGAAAGGAUUGGACGAGCAUAUCGCCGAUAAGGUCGGCAAGUACGUCUCGCAGUCCGGUGGAGUGGAACUGAUAGCCGAAUUGAGAAAAGACAAAGAGCUGAUGAAACAGUCUGUCGCUGUGCAAGGUUUAGACUCCAUGGAACUGUUGCUAAAGUACUGCGGCAUCUACAAAAUUCUGGACAAAAUUAAGUUUGAUUUGAGUCUCGCGAGAGGUCUCGAUUACUACACGGGUGUUAUCUACGAAGCUAUAUUGUGCGGAGACGAUGUCGGUGUUGGUAGCGUAGCAGGCGGUGGCCGUUACGAUAAUUUAGUGGGAAUGUUCGACAGCAAAAACAAAAAUGUACCCUGUGUCGGCGUGUCGGUGGGUGUGGAGCGAAUAUUCAGUGUUAUGGAGGCGAAAUUGGCGAAUAAGGGCCUAAAAACGCGUACCGCCGAGAUCGAGGUGUUUGUGGCGAGCGCACAGAAGAAUCUGCACGAGGAGAGGAUGAAGAUACUAGUGGAUCUGUGGGAAGCCGGCGUGAAGGCGGAACAGUCCUACAAGAAGAACGCCAAGCUCCUGGCGCAAUUGCAGCACUGCGAGGAGAACGGCAUCCCGCUGGCACUAAUCGUCGGAGAAGGCGAGCUGGCGAAAGGUGAAGUUACGCUGAGAGUCGUCUCGACGCGAGAGGAGACUCGCGUGCCACGUAGCAACCUUAUCAAGGAAAUACGGAGGCAGUUAAAAACGUUAUCGUAGCAUCCUUGUAUAAGUUCUCCUCACCGUCGCGAGAUCGACAUCAGUACAAGAAAAUAUUUAUAUCGCAUUUAGUUUCAUUUUGAUCCGCAUGCCGGGAAAAGUUUAUUUAUUAGAUUUUGCAUAAAUUUAUUUGUAUUAUUUCACACGACGUGCUAACGCGCGCGCAACCGUGAUAAACUCUUUGUAACCGAUAGACGCUAACUGUGAAGUCGUACGACAAGUGAACGCACGAGGAAGUGUAAACGACGCUCUUAUAACGACGCUGUAAACUACACUUACUACGUGAGCAUGUAGACAAUUUUCACAUGAAUAAUCCUUUAACUGAAUUUCUCCGGAUGAAAUCUGGAAUUUAACUGGUAAUAAUUCACAGCUUUGAGCUACCGCUCGAGAAACCAAAUACAUCUUUAUAAUUUAUUUUGCAAGGACCUGUCAAUAAAAUGUUAUAAAUUUCGUAAAAAAAACGUCUCUCGUUCCUUUAUUUAUUACAUUUAAACAUUUUAAGAUUUAGCGGAAUAAAUAUGAUCGCGCGAAUGGCUGUGAUAAAUGUCCAAGUCACAAGAUCGCAGCUGCCAAUGUUUGAAUUGCGAUACGAAAUAUUAAUCCGUAAAUUACUUCGAUUGUUUGACAUGAUUUACGUCCUAACUUAAUAAAUUCUCGAAUCGAUGAAUUUUAAUUCAAUAGAAAAUAUUUUUAAUAUUUCUAUUUACAUAAUAUCUACGUUUUCUAAGUAAUUUGUUUAACUAUUAGUUUGUUAAAUUAAGGAUAUAUAUGUCUUACUCAUUAUAUCACAGUCUUCUCUUAUCAAGUUUAAAUUAAAAUCUAAUAACUUACGUAUUUUAUAAUUUACUUACAUUUCUAAUAAUUAUCAUUAUACUAGCGUUAUCUAGUAUCUUAUAAAAUAGAUUUCUCUUAGAAAAUGCUACAAAUUGGACUAGUCUGAAAAAUUAGAUACUUGUAUACAUUGAUACAGACAACCUUUCACAAAGCUGAUCGCCUUAUUGUUAAAUGACAUUGCCUGGAAUUUUCAUAUAAAUGCAUUUAAAAUUAUACUUCUUUUAUCUACAGUGUUUCUUGAUAAAUUAUGCAUCGUUUUGAAGCGAAACACGAAUUUGUUAAUUACUGUAAAAAGUUCUUGUACUAGCAUAUAUGGGAUAAAAUAAUAAUUUUUUGUACAUGCAAUAUAUGUAGUGGAAUUGAAAAUUUCUAAUGGGCAAGAUUCCCGUCUUACGCGUAAGUUUCAGUAAUUCGGAAAAAAUUCGUUUUGCGAAAAUGUAGAGUCAAUCUUUUUUUAACAAAAAUUAUAGUUAAAUUCAUAAAUAGCGUUUAUAUAUCUUAAAAACUGUUAGUAUCUCGAUAUUUUUGCUAACAAAACUUGACUCCAAAUUUCUCUGUCUUUAAAAUAAAAUAAAACAGUUUCUUUAAUCGUUA